UGAUUUUUUCGGAAUACAUAAGUUGUUCGGAUACCUUUUUCUCAGGUGGGUUCCAAGCAACGCGCAACCGACACGCAAUUGGUACGGUGGUACGCUCCCGGAAUCAACCGAUCCUUAGAUGCUAAGCAAACUCACCCGCAUUUCUCUAUUCUAGAGAGACAGAGACAGAGAAAGAGGAGAUAGAGAAAUGGUGGGAGUGCUGUCGAACAAGACCAGCCGGGAGGAACUCAAGCCAGGCGACCACAUCUACUCCUGGAGGAACUUCCACCUCUACGCCCACCACGGUAUAUAUGCUGGUGACGGAAAGGUGAUCCACUUCACUAGGGGUGCUGGACAGGAGAUAGGCACAGGAACAUUUUUAGACCGCAUAAUUUUCAGCUCAUCUCCCUCUCAUCCUAAGGACUCUCCAUGCCCACAAUGUGGCGAUCAAUCAAUGCUUGAUGGUGUCAUUUCUUCAUGCCUUGAGUGCUUUCUCUAUGGUGGUGACCUCUAUAUCUUCCAGUAUUCUGUCUCGCCAUUUCUCUUUCUUGCCAAAGCUCGAGGUGGGACUUGCACUCUUGCCCCUUCUGACCCACCAGAGGAUGUCCUUCACCGUGCUGAUUUCUUAUUGAAGAAUGGUUUUGGUGCCUACCAGAUUUUUAAGAACAACUGUGAGGACUUUGCAAUAUACUGUAAGACAGGUUUACUUGUCUUCACUACCGUUUCUUUGGGUAGGAGUGGACAGGCAGCAUCUUUUCUAGCUGCCACCAGUGCUGUCGUUUCUUCACCACUUCGUUUCUUGACAACUAGCUUUCCUGGUUUGGCCGCAGUGGGUUGUGGUGUUUAUUGUGUUAGCCGAUUUGUUUCUGAUAUCGGGGUACGUCGUGAUGUGACUAAAGUCCCAGUCGAAAGGCUGGUUGCUCGCCCUGGUGUAGAUGUGUCAGAGGCUGCGCCUGAGAUGGGCCAGAAAGACUGAAUGUGAUGCAUGGCACACCAACAUUUCCUAGUAGGUUGCUAUUUACUGGCAUUCAUGAUCACUAAACGCUUGUAUUUGCCAUUUAUUGUGCUUCUUGCUGUUCUUGCUUUAUGUUGUGGCGGCAUAUGUUGAACAUUUGCCAUUUAUUGUGCUUCUUGCUGUUCCUGCUUUAUGCUGUGGCGGCAUAUGUUGAACGUUUGUUAUUCGGUUGCGUGUUUUGAGUUAUAUGUACCCUGAUGUGACAGAUGCUAUCUGUUAUUUACACUGUAUUGUUGUUUCUUUUGUUUUAAUGUUAUUCUAGCGGAUAUCCUUGGUUUA
Rhododendron vialii is the source of this 1273-nucleotide messenger RNA. Its product is annotated as protein LEAD-SENSITIVE 1. NCBI's taxonomy places the organism in Eukaryota, Viridiplantae, Streptophyta, Magnoliopsida, Ericales, Ericaceae. Bases 188 to 955 code for a protein of 255 amino acids. The record is from RefSeq and is a predicted model, not a curated record. The transcript is spliced from 2 exons.